Ornithodoros turicata is the source of this 597-nucleotide messenger RNA. RefSeq lists its product as uncharacterized. The coding region runs from base 1 to 597 and encodes 198 amino acids. Gene Ontology annotation, molecular function: nucleic acid binding. NCBI's taxonomy places the organism in Eukaryota, Metazoa, Arthropoda, Arachnida, Ixodida, Argasidae. The transcript has a single exon. The record is from RefSeq and is a predicted model, not a curated record.
AUGCAGAUUCCUGGAAGCCCAGCACGUCUCACCACUGCAUAUCAUCCCUGCUCUAACGGGCUCGUGGAGAGGCUCCAUAGACAGCUCAAGGCAGCCCUGAAGACCUCUGAGUUUCCGGAACGUUGGUCCGAGCACUUUCCCCUGGUUCUGCUCGGUAUCCGCAGCGCCAUCAAAGACUGCGGUGUUUCCGAAGCAGAUUUGCUGUACUGCGGCCCCUUUCGCCUUCCCGGUGAAUUCUUCACUCCCGGCGCACCUCAGCCUCUGCCCGACCCGCAAGAUUUUGCCACCCGGCUCUCCUCAUCCUGUGCCAUCCUGCGGGCGCCGUCUUACCGACCCUCAUCCGAUCGUCGCAUCUUUGUGCACCCCGACCUGGCAACGCCGACACAUGUCUUCGUACGGCACGACGGCCAUCGGCAGCCCCUGCAGAACCCAUACGACGGCCCCUACCUCGUCCAAAGUCGCCGUCCGAAAUCCUUCACCCUCCUCAUCAACGGGCGCUCCGAGGUGGUUUCAACGGAUCGCGUUAUGCCCGCGUACAUGGACAUCCCGUCUUGUGCAGCGUUUUCAGCCCCGUCUCUCCGGUCCCCUCCCCCGUGA